Molecule: messenger RNA, 2854 nt
Organism: Antechinus flavipes (yellow-footed antechinus)
Lineage: Eukaryota; Metazoa; Chordata; Mammalia; Dasyuromorphia; Dasyuridae
Gene: BCO2
Product: beta-carotene oxygenase 2
Exons: 12
Coding region: 77-1804 (575 amino acids)
Biological process (GO): carotene catabolic process; retinal metabolic process
Cellular component (GO): mitochondrion
Molecular function (GO): carotenoid dioxygenase activity; beta-carotene 15,15'-dioxygenase activity
Source: RefSeq, a predicted model, not a curated record
GGUCGGCUCUGCCGGACCCAGUUUCAGCCGCUGAGGGCGCAGAGGCCCCGGAUCUAGCUUCAGAAUCAAAUGCAAAAUGUUUUCCGCAAUCUUCCCGGCUGUCACAGGCAUUUCUGCCAUCCUAGGGCGUUUCCUUGCCUCUCUAGCUAGCCGGAUUCCAGUUCUGAAGAAUUAUCUGCAUGAUAUUCAACAGAAGCAUGUGACCUUCAGUGAACGAAAGGGUUUGCAAAGUAUUGCCUCAUUAGUAUCCACUGUAAAGGAGAACCCUCAGCCCAUCCCUGCCAGGACUCAAGGCCAUUUCCCCAAGUGGCUCAAUGGUUGUCUGAUUCGGAUUGGACCUGGGAAGUUUGAAUUUGGAAAGGAAAAGUACAAUCACUGGUUCGAUGGCAUGGCCCUGCUUCACCAGUUCAAGAUGGAGGAUGGCACUGUGACAUACAAGAGCAAGUUUCUGCAGAGUGACACCUAUAAGACCAACAGCAUUCACAACCGGAUUAUGGUCUCAGAAUUUGGGACGCUGGCCCUGCCUGAUCCAUGCAAGAGUGUUUUGGGACGCUUCAUGUCAAAGUUUGAGUCCUUUACCAUGACAGACAACACCAGUGUCAACUGUGUGAGGUACAAGGGUGAUUACUACGUCAGCACUGAAACUAACUACAUGAAUAAAAUGGAUCCUGAAUCCCUGGAAAAAAUAGAAAAGGUGGAUUGGAGCAAAUUUAUUGCAGUGAAUGGAGCAACUGCGCAUCCACAUUAUGAUCCUGAUGGGACUGCUUACAACAUGGGGAAUUCCAUUGGGUCACAUGGUUCCUUCUAUAAUGUUAUCCAGGUUCCUCCUCAGAAAGCGGACCUUGACGAGACACUCCAUGGAGCUCGAGUGAUAUGUUCCAUUCCUUUUGACCAAAAAAUGAAACCUUCCUAUUACCACAGCUUUGGGAUGACAAAAAACUAUGUCAUUUUCAUUGAGCAGCCCCUAAAGAUGAACCUGUGGAAAAUCAUCACUUCCAAAAUUCGAGGGAAGGCCAUUUCAGAUGGGAUCAGCUGGGAACCCCAAUAUAAUACACGGUUUCAUGUGGUGGAUAAGCAUACAGGACAAUGCCUUCCAAGGAUAUUUUAUAGUAAACCUUUUAUAACUUUUCAUCAAAUCAAUGCCUUUGAGGACCAGGACUGUGUUGUAGUGGAUCUGUGUUGCCAGGAUGAUGGUAAAAUCCUGAACAUUUACCAGUUACAGAAUCUACGGAAAACAGGGGAAGAGCUGGACCAGGUCUACAACUCAGCGCCAAGAGCUUUCCCCCGAAGAUUUGUUUUGCCAUUGGGUAGUAGCACAGAUUCCUCCGUGGGACAGAACCUCAGUCCGUUGACCUACUCAUCAGCUACUGCUGUGAAACAGAAAGAUGGGACGAUCUGGUGCUCUCAUGAAAAUCUCUAUCACAAGGAUCUGGAAGAGGAAGGGGGCCUAGAGUUUCCCCAGAUAAACUAUGCUCAAUGUAACAGCGUGAAGUACCGAUUCUUUUAUGGCUGUGGCUUUAGACACCUGGUGGGAGAUUCUCUGAUCAAAGUUGAUGUUGUGACCAAAAAACUGAAGGUAUGGAGAAAGGAUGGAUUUUAUCCCUCAGAACCUGUUUUUGUUCCAGUGCCUGGAGCCAGUGAAGAAGAUGGUGGAGUUAUUCUUUCUGUAGUGAUCACUCCCAACCAGAAUGAAAAUAACUUUCUGCUGGUGCUGGAUGCCAAGACCUUUGAAGAACUGGGCCGAGCCGAAGUGCCAGUGCCAAUGCCCUAUGGCUUUCAUGGCACCUUUGUUCCCAGGCAGUAGGGACACUGUCAAGGACAUGAUGACCAGAUGGGAAAUGGAAAGACCCUGAUAUGUUGGCACCCAGAGAGAUAUCUUGUUUCUUUUUCAUUCAGUCAUCAAUCAAUAAAGAUUUAUUAACAACAUUCUAGGCCAGUCACUGCACUAAGCACUGGGGAUAUUAAAAAAAGGCCAAAGAUAGUUCGUGAUUUCAAGGAAUUUAUAAUCUAUUCCAAACAUCAUGCACUGCAGCUAUGAAAGCAAUCUGUUGCCUUGGCCUUCUAAAUCAUGAACACUGGAGAGUAAUUUUGAAAUCCUCAAAGUGCUUUUAGGUAGCAAGAAAAUAUUAAGCUAAAAUAUCAUGGUCUCACAUUUAUAUAGCUUUGUAGCUUUUAAAAUUAAUUUUCAUUUUUUUCUAAGUUAACAUAUACUAAUAGAAUGGAUAUUUGCAUGGAUUAUACAUAAAAUGGUAGAUCUCCUAAGCAAUGUUUAUACAUUGUACAAUAUGUGUAUAUGCAUGUGUACAUAUACAUAUAUUGUAUAUCUAUACAUACAACUUUCUCUUUUGUACAGCUUGAUUUUCUUUUUAAAUAUUUAAUAAGAAUUUGAAAGCUACAGCUUUUAAAGGACAACUAGGUGGUACAAUGGAUAGAGUGCUGGUCCUGGAGUUAGGAAGAUUCAGGUUAAAAUAUUACCUCAUAUCCUUACUAGUUUUGUGAUUCUGAGCAAGUAUCUUAACUCUUGUUUGUUUCCUUGUCUGUAAACUGAGCUGAAGAAGGGAAUGGUAAACCACAUCAGUAUCUUCAUCAAAAAAAUGCCAAAUAAGGUCAUGAAGAGUCAGAUACAAUUGAGAAUGAAUAAAUAACAGCUUCCAAGUUGUCCUACUUAUUUGCUGUUUCUCCGUUUAUCCAUUUUAAAAAAGGCUCCUUCUGAUUUUAUUUCAUUUCCCCCACCCAUUUUAUCCCUAUUUCUUCUUAUUCUCCUCUCUAGAAAUAAAGUUCUUGUAAUAAAUACCCAGUUAAGAAAAACAGAUUCCUACCUUGACUGUGCCUGAAAAUAAACGAUUUUACUGUA